Penicillium samsonianum is the source of this 348-nucleotide messenger RNA. RefSeq names its product translationally-controlled tumor protein. The transcript is spliced from 3 exons. The record is from RefSeq and is a predicted model, not a curated record. Lineage: Eukaryota; Fungi; Ascomycota; Eurotiomycetes; Eurotiales; Aspergillaceae. Bases 1 to 348 code for a protein of 115 amino acids.
AUGGUUGUUUACAAGCCCCGUGAUCGCUAUAUGUAUUCAGAGACUUACUCCAUGGGUACUAUAAUUACCAACGACAAGUUGCUCUCAGACUCAUACAACCUUAUAGAGGUCAGUGGGGUCGCCUACGAAGUCGACUGCACUAUUAUAGGUUUAACCGAGGGCGGUGUUGAAAUUGGCUAUUUCAAGGUUCUUACUGGCAAACUCAAGGAGACGGGCUGGUCUGAAGAGGGGAUACAACAGUUUGUCAGCGGAGCCGCCAGCUACUCGAAGGACAAGGUCUAUCCUGGUUUCAAGAAUUAUCAGUCCUACACUGGCGAGAGUGGGGAUAUGAACGGCAUGCGCGUAUAA